Molecule: messenger RNA, 1560 nt
Organism: Aspergillus oryzae RIB40
Lineage: Eukaryota; Fungi; Ascomycota; Eurotiomycetes; Eurotiales; Aspergillaceae
Product: questin oxidase family protein
Exons: 5
Coding region: 1-1560 (519 amino acids)
Molecular function (GO): oxidoreductase activity
Source: RefSeq, a predicted model, not a curated record
AUGAAUUUGCCGAGGAGGCUUCAAGCCAUUCGUCCUCGGGGUUUCCGUUCUCAACGCUUAAGUUGCUAUACUCCGGCUGUCCAACAUUUGCGGCGCAUCUCAUUCUCGUCGCUAUUCAGCACAAUCGCUGCUAAAUCUAACUAUCGAGCAGCAGGGGUUCGCCUUGCCUCUUCCGAAACCACAUACCGUGUCAACGCUCUACGAAAUCCAAUGGCCACGGCACGGAAGAUUGAGCUGUCCACAUCUGACUCCGGUGUCUACUCCGCUGGGGUUAGAGAGGACGCUGCUCGAGCUGCUAGCGAAGUCUUGCAGGAGAAUCUAGAGAAGCACCAUAUUUACUUUAACGAUUCCGGAUUCCACAUGGUGAAAGAUCUCCAUGCUAAUGUAGCAGACCACAUCGUCCACCAUAUUUUAACCAUGUUUGCCCUCGGGGCUUCCCCGGAUGAGAUUAAGGCUGCGUUUGAAAGAAAUAAGAGUUACCAGAGGCCUGCUUUACCGGCCAAUGACAGUGUGGUUCAGUCCUUGUAUGACCAGGCUCGAUUCAAAGAAUGCCUUGGCAAACGAAACAAUUACCCCAAUUUCUUGGAAUAUUUCCAACGUGAGAUUGAAACGAAAGGUGUCGAGAACGUGGUUAACCAAUACAUUUUCGCCGGGGAUGAUCUCGCGGAAGAUAUGCUCGUAAGAUUGUUUGGAGGUCUCAUUCAUCCACUCAUCCACUUGGGGUUCGGGAUUGAGUUCAAUCAGCCUGCCAUCGUAGCAGAGGCCCUUGCCCAAGCUGCUACUCAUGAGGACUGGACUGGCCCAAUGUUUCUCUUACCCGCCGAAAAAGCAGCGGGGGGCAUUGGCAAACCUGGAAAGAAGACAUUGCUGCAAAUCCUGGAGGAAAUCCGCAACAAUGAGAAAUUAGCGAAUUCCGCGCAUUGGGACGAUGAGAAUAGGAUGAGGGACGGCGUCCUUGUACGAGCACCCGAUGAAAUGAUCAAGCAUGCUGCAGAAUUCACCAUCUCCGAGGAUCAAAUAGAAGAAAAGCUUGUCGAAAUAGUCGACACGGUUGCCUACUUCACAGCUACUGCUCAACGACCAUCCAAGCAGGUUAAGUUUGACUUCUUCUAUAUACAUGGCAUGAAUGCGACGAUAUUUCUCACCAAGUUCAUCUCACUUCCGUGGCUAGAGGUGCGCUCCAAGCUACGUCUCCUCGAAUGGAAAGGACGAUUGAACCUAUUGCUAUAUGUAUCUCGCAAUACACCCGAGCUGUAUCUCAGUGAUGUGACUGAGUAUCAGGCUUCGAGGACAUGGGAGGAUAUUUUCGCAUAUGCCAACGCACAUCCAAGAGAUGAUGGACAUAUUGGUAAAUUGGUAAGAGCUGUAGCGAACGGAGAGAGAGUCUGCCGUCCAUACGAGGCCAAAGCCAACGAUUUGGGAUUGACGAUCACCGGCGAUAUGUGGCUGAAGAUCGGGAAUAUGGUGAUGGAUUCAACUUCCGAUGAACAUUCCGUGUGGGUCCGUUCAACCGGGUUCGAUGGAGCGUGGGAGGAAUUUGAAGACCGCUCCCGUCUGUGA